Messenger RNA from Etheostoma spectabile (orangethroat darter), 5039 nucleotides. RefSeq names its product cyclin dependent kinase like 5 (gene cdkl5). NCBI's taxonomy places the organism in Eukaryota, Metazoa, Chordata, Actinopteri, Perciformes, Percidae. The record is from RefSeq and is a predicted model, not a curated record. Gene Ontology annotation, molecular function: protein kinase activity; ATP binding. Gene Ontology annotation, cellular component: dendrite cytoplasm; nucleus. The transcript has 21 exons. Gene Ontology annotation, biological process: protein phosphorylation; regulation of dendrite development; positive regulation of axon extension. The coding region runs from base 555 to 3986 and encodes 1143 amino acids.
UCUCUCAAUCACAGCUACUGGAUGUAAAACCACUGCUGGAACGCGCAGACGUCCGCGUUUCUAUUGGCUGUCCGCAGCGUCUCUCAGAGGAAUGACGAUUUUGCUGCUAUAACCAGCUGAUGCUGAGGCUAUGAACACGGAGCCUCUGAAGAACUGUUGACGGUACAUGGAUACCCCGUCGUCGGCGUUGCGCCUGCGGAUUCGGUCUCGUCUCCAUCCAGGGAUUGAGUGCGACUGUGUGGAGGUUUGGAUACAGACCUAAGCACGAGACAGACAACCUGGACAUGGAACAAAGGGAAUUUGGAGACAACUGAAACUACUUGAGUCAGAUCCAUAAAUACCAGUAAAACGACAUUUUACAAAAACACAAGAAAGCUGUAGAGUGAGGAAGAGAGAAGCAGAGGAGGUUUGUGAAGAUGGGUUGUGGUCAGACAACAUUUCUCCUGGACUCUACAGUUCACUCUGUCGGCCGCUGGUCAAAGCAGGAGUCCCCUCGCUAAAACCCAGAACUGCUUAAUUCACCUGCUGGAGGAGCCCCCACCCUCGGUGAUGUGAUGAAUAAGUUUGAAGUCCUUGGCAUUGUGGGAGAAGGAGCGUAUGGAGUGGUGCUUAAGUGCAGACAUAAGGAAACCAAUGAGCUGGUGGCCAUUAAGAAGUUCAAAGACAGUGAAGAAAAUGAGGAAGUCAAGGAGACGACGCUUCGGGAGCUGAAGAUGCUUCGGACACUGAAGCAGGACAACAUCGUUGAGCUGAAAGAGGCUUUUCGCAGGAGAGGAAAACUCUACCUUGUCUUUGAAUAUGUCGAGAGGAACAUGCUGGAGCUAUUAGAGGAACUGCCCAAUGGUGCACCGCCUGAUAAAGUCCGCAGCUACAUCUACCAGCUCAUCAAAGCCAUCAACUGGUGUCACACAAAUGAGAUUGUACACAGAGAUAUCAAGCCAGAGAACCUCCUCAUCAGCUCGGAGGAUGUUCUCAAACUCUGUGACUUUGGUUUUGCUCGUAACCUGUCUGAAGGGACAGAUGCCAAUUACACUGAGUAUGUGGCUACAAGGUGGUACCGCUCACCUGAGCUGCUGCUGGGGGCUCCCUAUGGAAAGGCCGUGGACAUGUGGUCGGUGGGGUGUAUCCUCGGGGAGCUGAGUGACGGACAACCCUUGUUUCCAGGGGAAAGUGAGAUAGAUCAGCUCUUCACCAUUCAAAAGGUUUUGGGGACACUUCCGGCAGAGCAGAUGAAACUUUUCUACAACAACCCUCGCUUUCAUGGAAUCAGGUUUCCCUCAGUUACUCAUCCUCAGACUUUGGAGAGAAGGUACCAAGGCAUCUUGAGUGGUUUGAUGUUGGAUCUGAUGAAGAACCUGUUGCUGCUAAACCCGACUGAGCGUUAUCUGACAGAGCAGAGUUUGAACCAUCCGGCCUUCCAGCCUCUGAGGCAGGCAGAGAGAGAGAGGCCUUCUCCAGCGUCUCCCAACCCACCGCGCUCCUCCAAGAGGAAAACACACCAUCACGGAGAGAACACAGUUCCCACAAGAAGUCACACUAAGAGCACGAGCCGCCGCUCCAACAGCAAAGAAUGUUCCAGCCUCCCUCGCCAUGGGGACCUCCAUCACCUCAGCAACAAGAGUUUCCUCAACGGUAACAAACCGUCCCCAACCAGUUUAAGUCCUACGCUCCACCCCAAGGCCCAGUACUUGUCCCAGACCCUCAAUCGUUCUGCCUCAUCCAACAAAGACCUGACUAACAACAACUUGCCACAUCUCCUCAGUCCCAAAGAUGCCAAAGGCAAGACAGAGUUUGAUUUCAGCUUGGGACCCUCCCCAAAGCUGCAGGACCAGGGACACGGGGCGAAGUACAGCCACAGCAAACCCAGCUCCUCUCGCUCUCAGCAGCAGCAGCAGCAGCAGCAGCAGCAGCAGCAGCAGGCAGGCCGCCACACCUUCCUGGAAGGCAAGACCAACACACUGCAGUCUGGAGCAGAGAAGCAACAUGGCCGACACACCCACAGUAUGGCCGACUCUGCCCACGGAUCCAUGUCCUCCUCUUCUAAGAGUUCAGCCUCUUAUCUCAGCCUGUCCAAGAGCCACAGUGGGCUGAGUGAUGCAAAAUCUGUAGGGAACCUCAGCGACGGUCGAAUCCAUCAAGAUGACCCUAACACAACAGCAGGGGUGGGACCCGGGACCCGGUUCUUCCCUGCCAGCUGUCUAGACCUCAACGCCCCUUCAGGUCCCCAGGGGCCGCCUGGCAGCCCCUCUACCCGACACAGUGAUCGUUCCGGGCAUAGCCCCGCCUCUCGUAGCAGCGGCAAUGUCCGCAUGGAGAGCAGCACACUGGACUCCUCAUCCAGACACAAAUCCAGACAUAAAACCUUAGCACCAGAGGACGCCGGUGCUCCGGAGCUCUUGGACCCGGGCGGAGCAGGGAUGCCCUCCACUCACACUCUGCCUUCCCCACAUGAGUCUUAUCAUUACGGUCUGGGCUACACCUCACCCUUCUCAUCUCAACAACGGCCUCAACGCCACUCUAUGUACGUGAGGAGAGAGCGCCACCGACCACACGGUAUUGAGGGUGGCAUGGCGGGCUUACCUCCACCAGGGCAGGCAAUACCGACACGUGCAAGUAGCCUACAGCUCCUCUCCCCCCAACUGCAGCACCGGACCACCCUCACUGGACACUCAGUGAGCUCUUCGAGAGAGGACUGCACUGAGGACAUGACGAGGAGCGAACAGUCCCCUAAUGACAUGAGCCACCCUUGUGUCCCCAUCAAAGACUCUACGAGGGACAACACUGCUGCUUUUCAUACACAGCGCUCAAAAAACGAGGUCGGCAUGUACCAUGACCCUCAUGGCGAGGAUGGAGGUUCCUCCAAGGAGAACCGGAUGAUCUUCACUGAGUCCAUGCCUCGGAGAGUAGGCAGCUUCUACCGAGUCCCUUCCCCGAGACCAGACAACUCCUCCUCGUUCCAUGACGGUGUUGGGCAGGGUCGAGGGCCUGUCAUACCUGUAGUGUCCGGAGACCCUGUUGCCAUGGUCAACCACUCCAAACGCCAGACGGCUUUUGAUUGGAACGCUGCAGAAGCAAUGGUCAUGAAUCCUCCAGAGCCUGCCAAAGAGAAGGAAAAACAAGGCUUCUUCAGAGCCAUUAAAAAGAAAAAAAAGAAGACACAAAUAACGGACAUGGAGGACGGGAGGAACCCCAGCAUCAAGAAAAGUCUUUUCCCCCUCUUUAGCUCUAAGAAUAGCUUAAAGCACAACUCAGCUGUCAAAGUCCUACCUGUAGUCGCCUCGCCUAUGGUACAACACCAGCCUCCCGCGCCCUACCCUGCCUCACCAGUUCCUGGUAACGGACAAGAACACCUGUCCCUGCAGAGAAGCUCCAAGUCAUCCUCUCACCAUGGAAGCAGGAGGAAAAACCGCGAGCGAUCCCGAGACCGAGACCGGGACCGGGAACAGAGCCGGGACCGAGACAGAGAGAGAGAGAGAGAACGGGAGAGAGAGAGAGAAAGGGAGAGAGAGAGGGAAAGAGGGAGGGAGAGAGAGAGAGUGAAUGACUGGCCUUCAGACAAACCAGUGGACUCACACUCUCAGAGUCAACCCCUCAAGUCACUCCGCAGGCUCCUUCACCUCUCCCCUUCUUCCUCAAAUCAAGGACAGCCUCCUCCUCCUCCUCCAGACCUGCGCUUCCAAGCCCCACUCCCCAACCCGCCCCAGCCCUCCUCCAAAGCAGGCUACUCCGAGGGUCGAGGGCACGGCGAAAGCAGGGGGCACCCCGGGGUGAACAGCUCCGCCCAGGCUAAGAGCCGCAAAGCCAGCUACCCCCUCCCCGGACAGAUUGAGUCCAGCUGGCACGUGUCCGCUUUACAGCGGGCGGAGGGCGCUCAGUUCACCCCCGAGCAGUUGGGCAUCAAACCGGGGCAGAACGGACCCACCUUCACCCGAGCCUCCCGCACCAGGAUGCCAAACCUCAACGACCUGAAGGAGACCGCGCUGUAAACCCCCCCUCCCCUCAAACCACACCACCUCCAAUAUGACUCCAUCCUGGAAGCAUCUGCCAGACGCAGACAUCAUGGUACUGUAGUAGAAGUUUACAUGAAAGCCUAUUUCAGUGGAUCGAGUCCUCAUUCAGAAACGUAGUAAUUUGUUGGUGAUCAUGUCUCUGAAAUGUAUAAAGACUAGACGUUGAAAGGCUUACACAAACACCAGUAAUAGUGUUGUUUGGGGAAUCAAAGACAGGAAAAGUGCCCUCUCCCUCUCGGUACUGUAUCAGUUGUAUGUUAGUCUCUCUCUACUUAAAGGUUGACAAGGAACAUCAGAACAAGCUGAUCUUUCCUGUCAAGGAGACACUGCCCAUGAGGCCUCUUUGCUGCCAUCUUCUGCUCACAGGACACUACAGCAAAGCAACACAUGAGACAGCCGCUGUCACACCGGUGGCCAAUAAACUCAAAUGUUUUUCAAGCUCGGAUAUUUGAUAAGAACAAAAAAAGAAGAAGAUUUAUAUCAACAUUAUUUAUUAAAUAUUUAUUUGUUUUAAAUUCAAGGAUAUAAGCUAUAAAUGACACAGUAUGUAGGCUUUAUGGGAAUAUUAUAAGGUAAUAUAGAAUUAAUGUGUAAUUGCAAGAGCUUUGGUUCUGACACAAAGAAAUGCAUAGAUCUUUAUGUGUUGAUAAUACGAUAUGUCAAAAGGAAUAUUUAAUAAUGAUGAAUGUCCUUUUUUGUUCAAUUUGAUAUGUUAUUAACAGAUUUUCACGUUAUGUUAUUUUUACCUUUCUUCGGGGUUUUUUUCAUCAAAAUGUAAAAAAAAUAAUAUUGAUGAAUACUUUUGGCCAAAGUGGACAACAGAAAUCUUGGAAAUUACCUACAAAUCUGCACAUCACCCUCAUGACAUCAGUUUUGAAGUUUUGUGACAAGUUGGCUAUUUGUCAACAGGGUUUGGUACCAGAACAGCCAGAGUGAGACUUUUAGGCUCUGUGUUUAACAUACAGUAAUUAUCAUUUCACUUUAUGUCCCACUCUUAGUGUCCCCAUUUUUAAAUAAGCCCCACUUUCA